GUUAAUUUUUGUCAUUGUCACUGUCACUUCACGAUUUAUUUCACAAUCCACAUUCCAAAGUGUGAUAUCUGGUUACAGAAACAGAUUAAUCUUACUAAUGUUUUAAGAUCAAUCUCUGAAAAAUAUGACAAGGAAAUCUAGAAGAAAUCCUCGACUAGAAUAUGCCACAUAGUGACCCAGCCAGAAGAAGAAAAACCUUGUUUUCAAAUUCAGUGUAUCCCAAGAACCACGACGAAGCAGGUACGUUCGUGUGUGAAAAAAUCAAAACCAUGAGCACCCAGACCAAUUUCAAUUCUUCGACAACGGUGAAUUUGAGUAAAUCGCCCAAUAAGGUGCAAGUUUACAGGGAAACGCAAACCCAGACCAGCAAAACUGUGAUAUCAUUAGAUUGCCCCAAAAGCAGUGUUGGUGACUUCUCCCCUGACAGUUUGAGUCCCAGAUUCGAUAACUACAAAGAGGAACUGAGCCCUAGAAGCAAAAACGAUAAAUUCCCUUUCAGCCUUCACAGUUUCCGCAGCCCUAGGUACAACUUUGGGAAACAACGCGAUGAUAUAACUCCACAGCAGAGCAAGAGAAAUCAGGAGUCUUCGACGAACCCAGAAGAUUCGGCUGAUAGACCACUUCAGCUUGGAUCCAACCAAGGUUUUACUGUAAAGGAAAAAAUUACCAAAGGGCAGAACGCGAGCAGUUCGAGGCUUGCUUCGUCAAGCAAGAAACUUCUUACUCCUCGAGCACUAGAUCCAUCACCAGUUUAUCUAGAAAGUAACUUGGUUAAGGAAUGUGAAGCAGAGAAACCGACAAAAUGUUGCGGGGACGUGUUAGAUCCUCAGCCUACUGGGAGUAAACUCAGCAAUGUACCAUCCCACAAGAGGAAACAGGCUAUCAAUUAUCUGGACCAGUGCGAAGGUUGCCACCAGUGCGAAAUGUGCGAGAAAAGACAGAAGGAACUGCUGUCUGGAAACGUCCUGACGAAAACGUUCUUGGAGAAGAAUCGUAGCAAGUUAAGAGGGUACUCAUAUUCGGACAGAACUAACUACGGUAGCAAUAAGCUGAAGAGUCAGUCCUACGUGGAGAGUCUACAGUUAUCCUUGGAAUCACCUCGCAUGCGUGGAAAAACUAGGAUACCCGUAGCGAGGACAGCCAUGAAAAAUGCGGAUGAAAAAUAUACGGAGUGUACUAGGCCGCUUCAUAAUCUUUGCCACCCGUCAUUGGCGAGCAACUUGGACGAAAUCUCGCAGAUGGAAAUGAAAGCGAAAAGCUACUCUUUCAUGUCUCCGACGAUUUCCAGCGAGCGUAAAGACAAGAGCAUCGAAAUCAAGUGCUUGGGGAAGCUUAUAUCACCGACUCGAAGAGGCAGGUCCACCAGCCCAGAACACGAUUUCAAAGCCGGCGAUGCUGGUAAAGUGCCAUACAUCGACAAAAGUGACAUCACAUUCGACAAAACCAGGAAGGAGUCCAAGCUCAGCGUGAAAUCGUCUUGUAAUGAAACAGCUUCUAAUACCUCAACUGGGUCCACGGAAAAUGCACUUUUCCAGGCGAUCGGAAAACUCAGAGACGAAAACUGGAAUACUGCGUUGCGAGGCCUAGCCGAGGUCGUAGAAAUAUGCAGACUGGUAGAUUCUGAAUUGGUUUUUCCUCACAUGACGAUCAUAAAUCAGAGACUGGUCGAGCUGAUCAAGAGUCCCAGGUCACAUGUUUGCAGGACCUCCUGUCAGGCCGUUGGACACCUUUUCGAAUUCAUCAAAGAUACAAGAAGACCGGAGUUCGACGAACUGGUAGACACGCUGCUUUGUAAGUGCGCCGACUCCAACAAAUUCAUCCGGCACGACGCCAACUUAGCGCUCGACUGCAUGGUGACGCACGUGCCGACCUUUCACUCGGUGCGGGCGGUGACGUCCAAGGCACCCGAUCACAAGAACCCUUUGGUGCGCACGGCGGCCGCCCGGCUGCUCGUCUGCGCUUUGGUCCUGCACGGGCCGCCCAACGUGCUGCACCCGCAGAGCAACGAGUACACCAGGCGCAGGGUGGUCCACAACAUGGUCAAGUUCAUGGAGGACAGAUACGGGGACGUCAGGAAGUAUGGUGAACGGAUCUACAAAAUGCUGAAUAAAGACAGAACAUUCGAGUUAUACCUGAAUCGAUAUCUUGAACGAGAUGUUGUUAACAAACUGAGGCAUACGUUCAGGACAUGAGAGAGAGAGAGAGGUGCAUAGUGUUGAGUUAAGAUUAGUGUACAUUAUUUAGAUGUUGUGAUCAUUAGGAAAAACUCAUAUACAAUAUCAUAUAAAAACAUUUAUUGAUUCACAACUAAUUCUUCGACAUUCAACAACAAGAUAUAGAUACACUGUCCAUUGAUAAAGUGUGCUAUUAUAUAACAAUUGCAAACAUAAAUGUAAAAUCUGAUUUAGGAGUUCAUAAAAGACAUUGUAUAAAAAUAAAACAGAUACCUAUAAAAAUAUUCAACUAGGUAUUCACAGUUUCACAAUAGGUAUAGGUACUUUGGUACUUACUUAACGAUAGGUAGGUAACAAGAAUAGGUAUAAACAUUCAAGGCAAAACACCUACGAUCACAUUAAAUAUGAAGAUACAAACAGAGUUUUAAGUUCAAUGCAAUAACUCAUGUUUCAGCAAACCAAUAUAGGAUUUAUUCGCCAAGUCAAGGUCCCUUGGUUAAAUCUGCCAUUGUCACCUAUUUAAUUGAAUAUUCCGUGAAAAAAAAGAUAUAACUAUUACUCUGCUACUUUCUCAUUGAAUUUCUUGUAUUUUAUAACUCAAUAUUAUUUAUAUUCAUAUUAUUCCCUAUUGAUUAAACAGAAAAACUCUAUAGCUUUCAAUGGCUGAAUUGAAAUAUGAUUUUCAAAGAAAAUAUGACAUACCGGGUAUCAACGAAAUUUUCAGACAAGCCAUGGCUUCCAGAGUUUCUAAUUCUCUCACAUCACUUUCGGAAAGGACCCCAACUUUUGCUUUUCAAUUAGGAUACCCUUUAUUCUAUUCCAUAAUCGUUUAAACUUUUUAUAUUCUCAAUGAGUGUGAAUGAGAAAACAGUUUGGAUAUUGCGUCGUCACACCCAUUGAGUAAUCGUUUAAAAUAACCCUGUUAAUCCCAAUAUCGUUGAUUUCGUUAUGAUUUAUUUAUUUAUUCGAAAUUUGGAAUACUAACAGGCUGUUACCCAUACAAGCAUCCACUAAUUCAAUCAGUUACUGAGCUAAUAACAUUCGUGUCUAUACAAAUACAAAAAUACACCUAAUUACAUAGGAGGUAUGAAAAUGAAAUAUAUGCAAUACGGAAAAAAUAGUGAGCAUUCUCAUUCAUGAUUUCUAAUUACUUAUUAUCGUGAUAUUAGGAAAUAAAAAUGUUUUAGGUAAUUCUUUCAAAGGAAUAUGGGAAAAAUAUUCACAUCAUUGCAAUAUUUGUUGAAUAAAUCACACAUUCUGGGGUCAAAUUUUUUCCUAAAUUUGUUUUAUAAUUGGAGCACGCUAAUGAUUGUCACUAAUUUCGGUGAGUAAUAAUAAUAAUAAUAUAAGUUUAUUCAAAAACGUUUACAAAAUAUACAUUGGAAUAAACAUAAUAGGUAAUUUGAAUAAACUGCCAUAACAGUUUCUUAAUAUUUUGUAAAUGAUAAGUAAAUCACUGAUAAUUCUUCGCUGUUCGAGAAGUUGUAUGUUAUAGUGGGUACGAACCUGUUAUUACACAUCAAUUAGUCAUUUUGAAAUGGAGGAUGAUCCCUAACUGAUUAUGGAAUAGAACACAAGGUGUCCCAUUUGAAAAUCAAAAGUUAGGAUCGUUUCCGGUGAAACCGGAGGUGAUCGGAGAGUAUGAAAUUUCGAAAAAUUUUACAAUUCUUGAAUCAACACCCCUGCCAAGUUUGAAUACCAUACCUUCAGAAGUCUGGCAACUAAGGCUUGUCUAAUGAAUACGUUGACACCCGGUAUAUAUUUUUGGAGAGCCUAUUUUUUGGUGAUUCCCUGAAGUCGAAACCAACUAUGAUUUCUAUUUGAAAUAAUUUGGCAGAUGUAUCUCAAUCUACGUCUGUAGAGAGUUUUUACCGUUAAGAAAACCAUCCAAAAAUAAAAAAGUUAUGCCAUUUUUCGGAAACGGUCAAAUGUCAAAUUUCGAUUAUAUCUCGGAAACGGUUACAGGUAUCAAAGUGCGGUUUUCACCAAUCGAUGUUUCACAAAAAUCAAGCUCCAAAUCACAAGGUCAGUUUUUUCUACAUGUUCUGAAAAUAGAAGAAACUGUCACAAUCAAACAAUUUGGCACACCCAAUACAUAUAAUUCGAUAAUUUCAUAGUGGCCAUUUAAAACUUGAUCUGGCCCCACAUGGUUUUGUCAUCAAUUUAACAGUCGGUUGAUUCAUCACAAAAAAUUCCUUACUGCAUUGAACUAAGAACAUUCAGUACAUCGGAACGAUACAUUUUCAAAAUUUUAAGUUUAAAAUUUCCUUAAACGAUUCGCCAUAGAAAAUAAGCAUCCGCCACCUAGCGGGGAUUUUGAGCUAUCAAAGCGGUCUGUUAACCUUAUUUACAUUUGGUUUUUGAUUGUGCAUACUCUCUGAUUGUGCUUAUUGUUCACAUCCAUGAAAACAAACCGCUUAUAACGAUUGAAAAGAAGGACGAUACAGCCUUCAGGGCCAUCUAAUGGCAAAAGUAUGUUCAUAAGUAGGUAAAUUGGUGAAAUUACCAUAACUUGCGAAUAUGACCCCUACGUCUACCCUACAGAGAAUCAAAAUGUCACAAGUGAUUCAAUGUUCCACUAACAAAAUGAUGAGAUCGUUCAUUUAUUACCGUCAGGUGGGGAGACGUGUUAUUAUCUAUCGCGAAUAGGAGAUCAUAUAGGUAUUGAAUUGAAGAUAUGUACAGAAGAUUGCUGACAUGUUAUUGAAAAGUAGGUAAUAAUCAAUACAUUCAUCAUUUCAUAAUAGAGCAAAAUCCCAUGAACGCCAUACCUUCGUUAUUUGAUUAAAAGCUGGAAGUUUCUCAGCGCAGGUGAGAACGAUGGGCAAAUAUAAAGUUUAGGUCAUGGUGCCUUUGGGAGGUUACAGGGAACAAAGGUGCUAACAAUACCAACUUACUUUCGUCAUACCAUAAAGGGUAAUUUUUUUAUAUUUUAUACGGGAUAAUAUUAGAAACCUUGUCAUCCAUUGCUAGAGACGUUACCAUGGUGGCUACCCCUUGCCAGACACCCUUAAACCUUGAUGAAUUGUAACUUAACUUUCGUUAAAGCAUAAAAGCUGAAUUUCAUACAUGUUACUUGGGUUGAAUGAAGAUGUUUCCUCAGAAGCCAGACAAUUCUGGUGUUGCUAAUGCCUAGCCAGACAGACAUACAGUGUUUUCGUAAAGUACUGAACAACAUCAUUUUCAGUCAAACUAUCAAUUUCUGAAGAAUCUCUUGAAAUAGGUCGACUUUCAAUUUCAAUUUGCCACGUUCAUGCGUUGGAAUUAUCAUGUCUGCGUCAAUUAUUUCAAAUGGAACACCCUAUAUAUUAUUCAAUCUUCGGAAUCUCCAUGGAAAGCUGAAUUCAAACAUGUAUCAGGGGAAAAUGAAAUAGUAUAUUACACACCGAGGUGGGAAGAGAUUCAUUCCUGUCGUGAGAUUAGUUAGUUAACCGAGACGCAAAGCGUCGAGGUUAUAGCUAUGAUCUCGAUACAGGAAUGAAACUUCCUACCGAGUUUGUAAACUAUUUUAUUUACAACCAUCAUAUGUCGGGAAGUGAGGGCGGGAAGUACAGGUGUGUAAUGUGACACUUCCCAACCUUCAUUGGCAGUCCCCGCGAGAUUAACCCGUCGAGUUGAGGCUUCGCACCCUUUCGUGGUCACUUUGGAGAUCUGCAGAACAUCUCUUUCCUCGUUUAUUCAACGAACAGCGAGGCUCUGGAACACAUUGCCAAGGGAGGUGUUCCCCGAGGCAUAUAACCUCCAGGAAUUCAAGAAGAACACCAAUUCCUACCUUAUUUCCCUUGGUUCUCACGAUGUUAUCUGAACAUUACAGGAUAUCCGUUUUCGUGGGAACCAGAACAUAACAACAGGAAAAAUAAAAAAAAAUCCCUGAUAUCUUUUUCAAUAGCUAAAAGCUGAUUAUUUACUUACAGGUACGCACUGAUGAUGACUGUAUAGUCAAGAGCGCUCUGCUACGAGAAAAAUUUGAAUAAAUCAUGUACAAAAUACAACAUUUUGUACUAUCUUGGUAUAUCUACACGUGCACACAGCUAAGUAACCCCCACUUAAAUUUAUUUUUUGCCAAACUAUCCAUUCCAGAGAAAUGUACUGAAACAUGUCGAAUUUUUUUUUUCACAUUUGAGAGGGAAAAUUCAAUAUACAGGGUGAUACACGUCUGAUUCAUAACGUACGCAAUGAUUUUUUCAAAUGGAACACCAUAUACAGGGUUUUUCACCUAAAACUCCGCACGCCAUUAUCUCGAAAACCAAUAGGAAUAUUUGAUUUCUAUAAAUAGUAGUCAAUGGAUGGGGUCAAGUAAAUCUUUUUCGAUCUUCAGAAAAUUCAACGUCUACUAAGAGCUGAGCGUCGCGACGCGUCGAAAAUAUAAAUCGAUUGCAUUGACUUUGAAA
This is a messenger RNA of Phaedon cochleariae (mustard beetle), 6565 nucleotides long. NCBI's taxonomy places the organism in Eukaryota, Metazoa, Arthropoda, Insecta, Coleoptera, Chrysomelidae. The record is from the annotation of a GenBank genome assembly.